Molecule: messenger RNA, 553 nt
Organism: Rhinolophus ferrumequinum (greater horseshoe bat)
Lineage: Eukaryota; Metazoa; Chordata; Mammalia; Chiroptera; Rhinolophidae
Gene: UBE2V1
Product: ubiquitin conjugating enzyme E2 V1
Exons: 4
Coding region: 103-546 (147 amino acids)
Biological process (GO): protein K63-linked ubiquitination; DNA damage tolerance
Cellular component (GO): nucleus
Source: RefSeq, a predicted model, not a curated record
GUCAGCGAUGACGUCUGCGCCUGCGCGCACGCUUGCGCAGAAGGGCCCAAGGACGGGUGGGGGGUGAAGAAGGGGCCGGCCUUCGAGCGACAGCGACGCAAGAUGGCAGCCACCACGGGCUCGGGAGUAAAAGUCCCUCGCAAUUUCCGACUGUUGGAAGAACUCGAAGAAGGCCAAAAAGGAGUAGGAGAUGGCACAGUUAGCUGGGGUCUAGAAGAUGACGAAGACAUGACACUUACCAGAUGGACAGGGAUGAUAAUUGGGCCUCCAAGAACAAUUUAUGAAAACCGAAUAUACAGCCUUAAAAUAGAAUGUGGACCUAAAUACCCAGAAGCACCCCCCUUUGUAAGAUUUGUAACAAAAAUUAAUAUGAAUGGAGUUAAUAGUUCUAAUGGAGUGGUGGACCCAAGAGCCAUAUCAGUGCUAGCAAAAUGGCAGAAUUCAUAUAGCAUCAAAGUUGUCCUGCAAGAGCUUCGGCGCCUAAUGAUGUCUAAAGAAAAUAUGAAACUCCCUCAGCCACCUGAAGGACAGUGUUACAGCAAUUAAUCAAAAA